GUGUGAACUUCAGGCAUGCAUCGCGAAAUAUUCAACAGAUUCCUACAUAACAAAACCAUGGGUGAUGCAACAGAAAUGUUGAAGGAAGUGGGAGUUGAAAGUGAAGAGCCUCUGUUCGGGACUCUGGACAUUGCUCUGUUCCUCGCCCUGGCUGGAGUCGGCUUUUGGUGGCUGAUGAAAGACAGGCAGAGCAAAUCGUCCCUCAAAGAUAAAUCAUAUACAAUACAGCCUAUGGCAAUGAGCUCUAUGCCGCAGAAUACGGACAACUCUUUUAUCAAGAAAUUGAAAGCGAGUGGAAGGAGUCUAAUAGUAUUUUAUGGAAGCCAAACAGGCACUGGUGAAGAAUUUGCAGGUCGUAUCGCCAAAGAGGGCAUUAGGUAUAAGAUGAAAGGAAUGGUCGCAGAUCCUGAAGAAUACGAUAUGGAAGAUCUCAUGCAGAUGAAAAACAUUCCAAAUUCAAUGGCUGUAUUCUGCCUCGCUACAUAUGGAGAAGGUGACCCUACAGAUAAUGCGAUGGAUUUCUACGAGUGGCUGCAAAAUGGAGAAGGCGACCUGACCGGCUUAAAUUAUGCAGUUUUCGGGCUUGGGAACAAGACGUAUGAGCAUUACAAUGAAGUCGCAAUUUAUGUAGACAAGCGACUUCAAGAGCUUGGAGGGACUCGAGUCUACCAGCUCGGCCUCGGCGAUGAUGAUGCAAACAUUGAAGAUGACUUCAUCACUUGGAAGGACAAAUUCUGGCCCACAGUCUGCGAGUAUUUCGGUAUCGAGGGGGCCGGUGAAGAUGUGUCCGUACGACAGUACAAACUGACCGAACACAUCGACAACAUACCAGAGAGGGUUUAUACUGGCGAAGUGGCAAGACUCCAUUCCCUAAUAAACCAAAGACCGCCUUUUGAUGUCAAGAAUCCAUAUUUAGCUCCAGUCAAAGUCAAUCGUGAGCUUCACAAAGGUGGGGAUAGAUCUUGUAUGCACAUCGAGUUUGAUAUUGAAGGAUCUAAAAUGAGAUAUGACACAGGUGAUCAUUUGGCUGUUUACCCCAUGAACAAUCUUGAUCUUGUCGACAAGCUUGGAAAGCUUUUAAAUGUGAAUCUGGAUACAAUCUUCACGCUGACCAACACAGACGAGGACUCGAGCAAGAAGCACCCUUUCCCAUGUCCUUGCUCAUACAAGACCGCUUUGACUUAUUAUAUCGAUAUCACGUCCAACCCUCGCACGCAUAUCCUCAAAGAGCUCGCCGAAUACGCUUCUGAUCCAAAAGAGGCUGAAAAGCUCAAAUUGAUGGCGAGCACGUCAAUCGAAGGAAAGCAGAUGUACAACCAAUGGAUCAACCAGGACAACCGUAAUAUCGUGCAUAUUCUAGAGGAUAUGCCAUCUGUAAAGCCUAAACUCGACCAUAUCUGCGAAUUAUUACCAAGACUUCAAUGCCGCUACUACUCAAUUUCAUCAUCUUCUAAAGUAUAUCCAACGUGUGUACAUAUUACGGCAGUUAAAGUUGAGUACGAUACGCCGACUGGGCGAAGAAAUGAAGGCGUAGCGACAAGUUGGUUGGGCAAAAAGAUUCCAAACGACUCCAACUCGCUUCCUCUUGUUCCUAUAUUUAUUAGGAAAUCCCAGUUUAAACUCCCGACGAGAACAAAUACACCUAUCAUCAUGAUAGGACCGGGCACAGGUCUGGCACCUUUCCGUGGUUUUAUCCAAGAGAGAGCUUUAGCAAAACAAGAAGGAAAACCUGUUGGAGACACAAUCCUAUAUUUUGGAUGUAGAAAAAAAGCUGAAGACUUCAUAUAUCAGGAGGAACUCGAAGCGUUUGUUGAAAAUGGAAAUCUAAAAAUGCAUGUAGCAUUUUCUCGGGAUCAAAAAGAAAAGGUGUACGUGACCCAUCUUCUUGCCCAAAAUGCUGAUCAGAUAUGGAAUGUCCUUGGGGAGAACAACGGGCAUGUCUACGUCUGUGGCGAUGCGAGAACAAUGGCUCACGACGUUCACGGCAUUCUCUUGAAAGUCUUUCAAGAACAAGGCAAAAUGACAGAGGCCGAAGCCCAGGCCUACCUGAAGAAAAUGGAAGUGCAGAAGAGAUAUUCGGCAGAUGUCUGGAGUUAAACAAAACCCUGUUAUCCAACUACUUCAAGUGCCUACUACACUUAGAUCUACAUGACAAGCUGGGCCUUGUUUUUUUCUUUUUUAGUUUUUGUUUUAAAUGUACAUGACAGUCCGGCGUAUAUUUUUGUAAAUACAAGAAAGAGCCUGGUGACCAAGACUUGUGUUCCAGUUUUCAAUGUGUGUCUGUUCUGAUUCAAUACCAAUGUAUGUGAUAUAUUUUGUGAAUAUGCAGUCGUGUUAAGAAAACAAAUUCUUAUUUAUUGUUAUAUUUUGUCAAAAUACUGCGGUUUAAUU
This is a messenger RNA of Cimex lectularius (bed bug), 2391 nucleotides long. It is a transcript of the gene Cpr, whose product is annotated as NADPH--cytochrome P450 reductase. The transcript is spliced from 14 exons. Bases 16 to 2097 code for a protein of 693 amino acids. Gene Ontology annotation, biological process: response to hormone. NCBI's taxonomy places the organism in Eukaryota, Metazoa, Arthropoda, Insecta, Hemiptera, Cimicidae. The record is from RefSeq and is a predicted model, not a curated record. Gene Ontology annotation, cellular component: cytosol. Gene Ontology annotation, molecular function: NADPH-hemoprotein reductase activity; flavin adenine dinucleotide binding; FMN binding.